AUGGGGGGUUCCACCCCCUUUCGCGCGACAGAUGGAACUGUCGUUCCAAACAUUGCCCCAGGCUCUAGUCUGAGGUGUGCUGGCUGCAGAAGCCCUAUUGUGGGCCGCAUCGUCAGUGCGAUGAACCUAAGAUGGCAUCCAGCUUGUUUCAAGUGCGUAGAAUGUGGGGAACUUUUAGAGCAUGUGAGCGCAUUCGAGCAUGGUGGUCAUCCUUACUGCCAUCUUGAUUUCCACGAAAGAUUUUCUCCUAAAUGUUACCACUGCAAGACUCCUAUUGCAGACGAACGGUUCAUCACUCUUGACGAUCCUGCUCUAGGAGGACAACGUUAUUAUCACGAGUUGCACUUCUUCUGCGCCGAAUGUGGCGAUCCAUUCCUUGAUCCUUCACGUUCGUCAACUGCUCCUAAAGGCACUAGGGUUGAGGAGGACGAUGUUGGCUUUACUGUGUACAAAGGCCACCCCUAUUGCGAACCUUGCCAUGUGCGGCUAAGGAUCCCGCGUUGCGGAAGCUUCCUUAAACCCGGUUUGCGUCUCAUUCCCGGCAUUGGUUGUGGAAAGCCCAUCCGUGAUGGUGCCAUUGAGGCCAUUGGCAGACGGUGGCAUCCAGGUUGUUUCACAUGUUCAACAUGUCAGAAACCUUUUGAGGACCCAUCAUUCUUCCAACGAGGCGAACAUGCAUACUGUGAUCCGUGCUACCGGAUAUUGGUAAAGAGCGAGCUUUAA
Molecule: messenger RNA, 723 nt
Organism: Cantharellus anzutake
Lineage: Eukaryota; Fungi; Basidiomycota; Agaricomycetes; Cantharellales; Hydnaceae
Exons: 4
Coding region: 1-723 (240 amino acids)
Cellular component (GO): Z disc; nucleus
Molecular function (GO): transcription coregulator activity
Source: RefSeq, a predicted model, not a curated record